CCACACACGACACACACUUCCCAUCCCCCAUGAACAUCACUCUCCAACAACCCAAAAUUUCUCUCUGUCAAGCCAUGUUUGCUCAGAACCACAUCUUCUCUUUCGCUCCCAAGUCCCUCAACGCUCUUGACAAGAGCAGAGAUCUUGACUUUGAUUUCUGGGUUCCGAGUAAACUGAGAAACCAUCACAGCAGAAACUGUGUUCCUGACUCGCCAACUCUGUGGAAGCGUGAAAACAUGUCGGUGAGUGUUGCCAAAGAUGUGGACACAGCCCCACUUCUUCCCCAAGAUCACCACUACAGCAAUCUCUCUCCUUCGUCGAGGACUCGGAGGAUCGAAGAGGGAAGAAGAGAGAUGAUGGAGAUGAUCCGGAACUUGCCCGAGUCGAGCUACGAGCUUUCCCUCAAAGACAUCGUGGAUGAGCAGCCAUCUCUGCAGCAGAAUCAAGAGGAGGAAGAGGGGAAAUUUGAGCUUCCAAGCGCUGAGGCAGAGUCAGAUAAAAACCAGAAGAGGAAAAAGAGGAAGAAAGUCACAAGGGUCACUAGUCAUCAGCAUCAUCAGGUGUCAAGAUGUAAUAGCCUGGAGACCGGAACUUUCCUGAUCAAGAUGUUUUUCCCGUCUUUCUUGGCUUUGAAUAAGAAGCCUGCAACAUCUCGGAACAGCAGGUCGAAGAUUUCGCCGAGGACGUCGUUUGAAGGGCCUGAACAGAGGAAUCUGGACAUGGUGUCGAGGAUUAAAAUGAGUCCUGUUGCAAAAGAUCAGGGGAAUCGCGAUCGAGUCAGAACUGAAAGCGGUACCACCAGGAGCAAGAGCUAUUCAAGCAGGAACAAUGGCGGCGAUGCUGUCCUGGGUUGCUGGCCUUUCGCCGGACCGAAAGGGAAAAUGCAAAGGCAGAGAACAUGUGCUUUCUGAUUUUCCUCUGCCUCCUGCACAUGAGGGCAGAAUCAAAGAUACGAUUUCACUUUCAGAAUCUAGAAGUAUACUCUAAACUGCAGAAGGGUGUCCACAGUUGAUAAGCCGGUUUGAUUAUCUCGGCUCUGAUAAAGAUUUCACUGAUCAGUCCAAGGAAAAUCUAAUGCAGAGAUGCCAACAGCAUUUGAUACUAGUCAGAUUGGGCAUCUUGUUAGGUACUAAACUUACCAAGAGACAAUGCUAGUGAAGUUUUAGAUUUCUGUAGAGACCAGGCAGGCCACAGCUUGCCUCGUCGUGAGUUAUUAGCGGCUGGAAAUAUGUAUUAUCGUGAUGUGAAAACAAAGCUAAGGAUCAAAUAAACUGGAUGCUGUUGGUAUUUUUUUCAUUCA
Molecule: messenger RNA, 1300 nt
Organism: Rhodamnia argentea
Lineage: Eukaryota; Viridiplantae; Streptophyta; Magnoliopsida; Myrtales; Myrtaceae
Exons: 3
Coding region: 30-911 (293 amino acids)
Source: RefSeq, a predicted model, not a curated record